AUGACGACAAAUCUUGAAGAACUCCAUUUAUCAAUUUUAUCUUCUAUUCGUCCAAACUCUUUCAGUCGAUUUGAAGUACCAAGAACAUUAUAUAAAUUACACUUAGAACUUGAUCAGGAUGAUACACAAGAACAACAAUCAAAUUUUAAUAUUACAAUGAAUCAUCUGAAAAAUCUUUCAUAUAUUAAAAUUGAUUAUUUUGAAAAUUCACCACUUGAUGAUCCAUUUUCACUUGAAAAUAUUAUUGAAAAACGUCGUCAAGCAUUUCCCAUGAAUAUUAUUCAUGAACAACUUAUCAAUGUCAAAAAUGAUGGAGAAGUUAUAGAAAUUUGGUUAAAAUGA
Adineta steineri is the source of this 342-nucleotide messenger RNA. The record is from the annotation of a GenBank genome assembly. Lineage: Eukaryota; Metazoa; Rotifera; Eurotatoria; Adinetida; Adinetidae.